ACACUCGUCUUCUUUCUCACAGCCACUUCAUUUUUAAAUAUAUUUUUUGCUUCUAUAACAUCCAAAAAUGAAUCGAAACUUUUCGAUCGAUGCUAUUUUGGCUAGAAAACCAGUUGAAAAGAGAAAGCAAAUAAUCACUAAGGAUAAUUGUAAGUUUAUUCGAGUUUUCCUACAAUCAAGUAAUUUAUGGCGUCGUUUUCAUAAUCUUGGCACAGAGAUGAUUGUUACUAAAAGUGGAAGAAGAAUGUUUCCUACCUUAUCAGUCAUCAUCGCUGGUCUUGAUCCCGUGAAGAGUUAUGUAGUUAUGGUAGAUUUGGAGUGUAUUGAAAUGAAACGUUUUCGAUAUUCAUUUCAUCAAAGCAAAUGGAUUUCUACCGGUCCAGGGGAAAGUGAACUCCCGAGCAGAAUGUUUGUUCACACGGACUCCCCAGCUCGUGGUGCUCAUUGGAUGCGGGCUCCUGUUAGUUUUGAUAAAAUGAAGCUAACAAACAAUCAGCUGGAUAACAAUGGACAUAUAAUUGUGAAUUCAAUGCACAAAUAUCGUCCAAGAGUUCACAUAAUUGAACAAGAUGAUUCACAAAAGCGGCACACUUUUUCUUUUGAAGAGACUGAAUUUAUUGCAGUUACAGCUUAUCAAAAUCAUCGGAUAACAAGUCUGAAAAUCGAAUCAAAUCCAUUUGCAAAAGGUUUUCGAGAGUGUGAAGUUCAGGGAAUUGAAAUGAAUAGUGUUGGUGGAAUGACUGGAGGACCAGCAUUCCAGUCAGUUUUUCCACUAAUUUUUCCAUAUUUUGCAAAUCUAGCUAGCAAUAUGAAUGUAAAUAAGUAAAUGAAUUAUACAUAUACCAAA
Messenger RNA from Caenorhabditis elegans, 847 nucleotides. RefSeq names its product T-box transcription factor mls-1 (gene mls-1). The transcript is spliced from 5 exons. Gene Ontology annotation, biological process: regulation of DNA-templated transcription; developmental process; positive regulation of DNA-templated transcription. Gene Ontology annotation, cellular component: nucleus. The record is from RefSeq and is marked reviewed. Gene Ontology annotation, molecular function: DNA-binding transcription factor activity; RNA polymerase II cis-regulatory region sequence-specific DNA binding. Bases 68 to 826 code for a protein of 252 amino acids. NCBI's taxonomy places the organism in Eukaryota, Metazoa, Nematoda, Chromadorea, Rhabditida, Rhabditidae.